AUGAUUGGUUUGUCCGAUCGAGGAGGGAUGAUGUGGGGACUUGGUCUUUUCUGGAGGUAUGAAGGUUGGAGCUCAGAGGAGGGUGAUGAUAUACUUACUACUAUGAGGCUUCAUUGGAGAACCCUGGGCCAGUUGGCACCCUUUGGCCAGUCACGGUCACAGUCAACAGCCAGUCGUUGGGGGAAAAGUGGCCUGAGUUGCGUAAAUCAACCAAUUGAAGGAAAUCUGACACAAGUCUCCCAAAUCUCUGUAUUUUCUACAUCCCAGGCCAUUUCCAGUCUUCUGUUCACUUCUUCCAAGAACUCGCAGCCUUUGUCUUUGUCUUGCCCCAACACUAAGGCAGGUGGAGGCAAGGCUUUAAAUUGUACUGGCGAUGGGAUUGGUGUUAAUUGCGCAGAUAGCAUCUCAUAUCGUAUUUGGGGAGGUUGUGCUAGUGGUGAGGGAGUAAGUCAAUGGUGCACUGCCCUCGAGGUUCUGGCUGCUUGCCAGGUGUCAACAUGUAUGAAGGUUGUGAUGGUUCAGGACGGUGCUUCCAAAAAGGGCAUGAGACACACCUGUGGGCAUAACCAAGACUAUACUGUGGAUAGUACUGCUGCACAUUUUGAGUUUUCGGCCUCGAGCCUGGUGGCGCAUUCAAGUAGCUGUCAUGGUAAGCUGACUCAGAAGUGUGGAGCAGUCGAGAUCCUAGAAGGUCUGAUGGUAACACCUGCCAAAAUUGAUGGAUUAGCCAUGAUCAUAAUGUUCCAGGGUUCGAGUCAAGGCCUGCACCAUGAUGAUUGA
Suillus bovinus is the source of this 780-nucleotide messenger RNA. RefSeq lists its product as uncharacterized. The record is from RefSeq and is a predicted model, not a curated record. The coding region runs from base 1 to 780 and encodes 259 amino acids. The transcript has 9 exons. NCBI's taxonomy places the organism in Eukaryota, Fungi, Basidiomycota, Agaricomycetes, Boletales, Suillaceae.